UGCCUACCCCACCUUGUUGGAGGCGGUAGAUUAUCGAUCUACGUUGAUUCGGAUAAUACGCGGACGGUUUCUAAAACAAUUUUUAUCGGCCUUCGGGAUGUCUCUCCGUUGUUUCAGCGCAAUACUGACGUAAUAUCAACAUAGAAGAAGCAACAGUUUUUCUUUUAUUGCCGGUAACCAUGACGAUUAUGCUAUUUGAAAAAUAAGAUCGGCUCAGUGAAGACGAUGGCGGCUGCAAUUAAAGAGCGCUUCUUCCUCUGUGCUCUGUGGCCCUUAAAUAAUUUUCUAAUAGCAACAGGCGUUCUGGUAAAUCAAAACAAUUCACCAUGGAAACGUCGUUUAUCUCUUUUUUGGAGUUUUUUUGUGUUGGGUUUGACGAUUCAAAGCAACAUUUAUAUAUGGAUCACAGACUUCAAGUCUUUCAACAUCCUCUUUUCCGAUCAGGAUAUAAGUAUAGAUCAGUUGAUUCGCGAUGUACUCAUGAUUGACGCGAUUCGGCUAAUCUAUCUUGUCUUCGAUGCAGUUAUUCACAUCAGUUUAGUCUUUAGUAUCUGGCCGUCAGUGAAUUUGUAUCUGGAAACUCUCGAAUCAGUCGAUUUCAAUUUGGGUAGCCCAAAGCUGUCACACCUGAAACGAUACUCACUCGUUGGUCUAGCGAACAUGCUUUUCGAGGUUUUUUUUUUCUCGACGUUUCGACUCUAUCGGAUGUUAUCCAACUCAGCAAUUAUAUGGCCCCUCGCAAUUCAGAGUUACAUCAAACUAUUUGCCAAUCAUUGGUUUAGCGUUGUACCUGUUUGGAUCUACUACAUAUGCGGCCAACUCCAUGUUUUCUACGUCCAGAAAAUGGUUGUUAGGUUAAAUUUACUUAACGAACUGUCAAGAAACACUACAACUGUGCAUCGAAUUGUUUCUCCACGUUCAUUUACCAUCCUGCGAUCUCUGACACAACUGUACUCGGCCGCUGAAUUGCUCCAUCAUCGUUUCAGUACAAUGUUGAUGAUAAAUUCUUGCUCGACGCUAAUCAGCAUGUUCUCUGCUUCUUACUAUUUGAUCGAGUCUUUUCGUCAAGGAGAUAUGAUUAUGCUUUGCCGGGACAGCAGUGACAUGAUAACAUCCUUUAUUCGAUUCUGGCUCAUGUGUCAUACCGCUGAUCGGAUACGAGAGGCUGCUGCGGAAUGCAUCCCAAUCCUGCGAGAGUUAAGAGACCACACCGCUGGAAAGGCGGAUGUUAUGGCUUCUACCGACAGGGUUAAAGUUACGUCAUUCAUCAUUGAAAUAUCACAGUUGAACAAGAAUGGAGAUCGACAGAGUUUGUACGGGUCACUACCUUUAUCGAAGAGACUUAUUAUUCCGACGAUGGAGAUUAUUUUCACGUACCUGAUCAUCAUCUACCAAUUCAAAGAUGCUGCCCACUGAUCACAUGCGUACUUAAGGUUCCCAGUAUAUCACUGAAACAACUAUCAAGUCGUCAUUGCUUGAGAUUUGAAAUUGUUGUUUCAAUAUAUUGCACGUUUGAAGUG
Messenger RNA from Daphnia magna, 1520 nucleotides. RefSeq lists its product as uncharacterized. NCBI's taxonomy places the organism in Eukaryota, Metazoa, Arthropoda, Branchiopoda, Diplostraca, Daphniidae. The record is from RefSeq and is a predicted model, not a curated record. The transcript is spliced from 6 exons. The coding region runs from base 226 to 1416 and encodes 396 amino acids.